Messenger RNA from Toxotes jaculatrix (banded archerfish), 1190 nucleotides. RefSeq names its product exosome component 6 (gene exosc6). Gene Ontology annotation, biological process: nuclear mRNA surveillance; poly(A)-dependent snoRNA 3'-end processing; rRNA catabolic process. The record is from RefSeq and is a predicted model, not a curated record. The coding region runs from base 66 to 887 and encodes 273 amino acids. Lineage: Eukaryota; Metazoa; Chordata; Actinopteri; Toxotidae. The transcript has 2 exons. Gene Ontology annotation, cellular component: nuclear exosome (RNase complex); nucleolus; cytoplasmic exosome (RNase complex).
UCGCGGAAGGACCUGAUCACACGCUGCCUCUACUUCUGCCAGAUUCGUUUUCACUGAUCUGUACCAUGCCGACCGACACAAAGCGUGUACGCGGCCCCGAAGUGUCCCAAAGCCCGUCUCUGUUUUUGUGCAAACCCGCGGCUGUCCUCCCGCCGCGCGGCCCCAGAGCGGACGGUCGGCAGCGGGACCAAGUGGACGUCCGGCCCGUUUUUGUCCGGUGCGGGCUGGUGAGCCAGGCUAAAGGGUCCGCGUACAUCGAGGCUGGAAACACCAAGCUGAUGUGCUGCGUGUAUGGCCCCAAAGAAACAGAGCGGAAAGAUGAGACCGAUAUGAAAUGUGGAAGAUUGACCACUGACAUGCGUUUUGCUCCAUUUUCCUGCCCUGAGAGGGGAUCCUGGAUUCAGGGGAGCCAGGACAAGGACUUCUCCCUGAUGCUACAUGAGAGUCUACAGCCGGCGGUGUGCCUCCACAAAUACCCCCGCUCUCAGAUUGAGGUCAACGUGAUGAUUCUCGAGAACAGCGGUUCAGUUCUGGCUCAUGCAGUCACAUGCGCUUCUCUCGCUCUCGCAGAUGCAGGGAUCGAAAUGUAUGAUCUGGUGCUCGGCUGUUCCAUCCGGCAGGAUGGCGCCUCUUAUGUGGUUGACCCUUCCUACAUGGAGGAAAACAGCUGCUCAGUCAGCAGCGAGAACCAGGGCAGUCUGACUGUUGCAUUCCUCCCCAGCCUGAACCAGAUUUCUGGGCUGCAGUCAGAUGGAGAAAUGACAGAAGAGACUCUGACAGCCGGGGUACGGACCUGCAUCGAGGGAUGCUAUAAACUGUACCCGGUCAUCCAACAAGCUUUGGCCCGAGGUGUGCGCAGGGCUGCGCUCCCACCAUCAGAGAGCUGAGAGACUCGUUUACCAAUAACUGCUCAGUUCACAGUUUUUCUAUUUUAUAAAUUUCUGUCAUUUAACAACAAAACCUAUUUUUCUAUGUUUGCUAUUAUAUUCUUGAAAUGAUAAAACUAAUUAACUGUUUUCUCAUUAAAUAAUUUAAGAGUGCACUUAAAUGUUAUAGUUUGCAUUUGGGCCCUAGGAAAAUACAGACGAGCGCACUGUUUAAAUUAAUGACAUUACUCAUGUAGGAUCUGGGAUUCCUGAAUGUACUGUCAUGAUGUAACAUGCUAAGUGCAAAAAGAAAUAAAUAAAGAA